AAGUAUGGCAACUCGAUAAAAUUCCCAGCUCUAGCGAGCAAGCCGGUUCGCAUUUUGGAUCAUAAUAAAUAUAAAGUUAUUGAAAAUAGAAAUGAAGCAAAGGGAUUUGAAACGAGCUUAUAACAAUGUGUUGGCCCAAACCUUCUCUACUUCCCGUCGGCAUCUAUUUGCCGGCAAUCUGUUUGGCGAUAUAUUUGUGCUCAGCCUCAAGGAGUUGUACAAUGAAGAACCACCCGGGCAACUGAAACUAUUUCCUCAAGGCGACAAAGUUGAUGUCAAUUGUUUGGCAUUUUACAAAGAUUUUCUGAUUGUGGGAUCGGUGGGCCUCGUUUACGGAUUGAAAUGGAAUGAGGAAACAGAAGUUUUGGACUCAAAACGUGCCUGGGAGGUUAAGAUACCCAUACAAGUGGAUGCCGUUGAAGUGCCCGAUGUGAAUUCUUUUUGGUUAUGCCAGAAUACCAAUUCCCUAUAUGCUGGCUGCGGAGACUGCACGAUAUAUCAAAUUACACUAGAAGAUGGACGAAUUCUACGGGAUUUCUCUGGACACACGGAUUACAUACACUGUGUGGUGGGUAAUUCUUCGAGUGGAUGCAUUUACACGGGAUCAGAGGAUGGCACAGUGCGCAUUUGGAGUCACAAACAAAAGGAACAAGUCAGUCAAAUAGAACCGCAUAGGAAAUGCGACCUAACGCGAACAGAUUGUGGUAAAUGGAUUGGCGCUGUCGACGUAAAUGACGAAUGGUUAUUAUGCGGCGGUGGUCCAUAUCCAUCUAUUUGGCAUUUACGUUCCCUAAGAAGUCCGCAGGACUUUGGAUUUCCUGCUCGAGUGCAUGUAUGUAAUUUUGUUGAUGACUCCGUCCUUAUUGCUGGCGAACAUGAUCAUAUUGAGUCGUAUACAAUAAACGGCAUCCUUCAAGCCAAUAUUCCUGUGGAACACACCGCCUGCUAUUCGGCAAUUUGGCAAACAGAGCCUUUCAAAUUUAUGUCCGUUGCCGGAUUUAGUAACAAAUUGCAUAUACUAAAAGACUUUCGAUUCCUCGAUAGCAAAAUUACACUCUAUGGCAAUGUAGAGAACGAAAAAGAGGAAAUUGAGGACAAUAAAAUCUAUUAUUAAGAGCUUUAUACUAUAGGUUUUUAUCAUACUUAAUUACUUUUGUUAUGACAACAAUCUCCAUAAUAAACAAUGCUAUUUCGGUAAGAUAA
Drosophila willistoni is the source of this 1203-nucleotide messenger RNA. RefSeq names its product THO complex subunit 6 (gene thoc6). The transcript is spliced from 2 exons. Bases 92 to 1114 code for a protein of 340 amino acids. Gene Ontology annotation, cellular component: THO complex; transcription export complex. Lineage: Eukaryota; Metazoa; Arthropoda; Insecta; Diptera; Drosophilidae. The record is from RefSeq and is a predicted model, not a curated record. Gene Ontology annotation, molecular function: protein binding. Gene Ontology annotation, biological process: mRNA export from nucleus.